UGUAGAUUAGAGCCUCUCCUGUUCCUCUCCAUAUUAUUGACGGGGAGAGGAGCGGAGGUGAUUGAUCUGCAGCCAUGGAGCUGCAUUAGGAGAAAUAAAGUGCAGGCUCCUCUUCCCCUGAACAGAAGAAAAUAGUCAAUAAAGCUAUUCCUGAGCAGGAAUCUAUAUGAGCGAAGGCGGAUACGAGUGUGAAUCAUGCCGUGCACACUCCGAAUAAUCUGAAAGCGUCUGCCGUUAAAGAUGUCCGCAGAGCAGCAGCGGGUGGAGAUGGAGCGGCUGUCCCGGGAGCUGGCCGAGACCACGCAGGAGAAGAUCCAGGCGGCGGAAUACGGCCUGGCGGUGCUUGAGGAGAAACAGCAGCUCAAGCAGCAGUACGACGAGCUGGAGGCGGAAUAUGAGAGCGUCCGCCAAGAGCUGGAGCUGCUGCGAGAGGCAUUUGGACAGGCUCACUCCAACCAUAGGAAGGUUGCGGCGGAUGGUGAGAGCCGCGAGGAAUCGCUCAUACAGGAGUCGGCGUGUAAGGAGGCCUAUUACGAGCUGCGCAUGCAAGAGCUGCAGGCAGAACUGCGGCAGGCACGCAACAUCUUGACCAACACCGAAUCUGAGAAUGAGCGCCUGGCCACCAUCACUCAGGAACUGAGAGAGAACAAUCAGAUGGUGGAACUGCAGAGGUCACGUCUGCGUGAUGACAUCAAAGAGUUCAAGAUCCGGGAGUCUCGUCUGCUGCAGGACUACAGUGAACUGGAGGAGGAGAACAUCACCCUGCAGAAACAUGUGUCCACCCUGAAACAGAGCCAGGUGGAGUUUGAAGGUCUGAAGCAUGAAAUUCGUCGUCUGGAGGAAGACACUCAGUUUCUGAACAGUCAGUUGGAAGACGCCAUCCGCCUGAAGGAGAUCGCUGAGAGACAGCUCGGAGAAGCACUGGAGACCAUCAAGACUGAGAGAGAGCAGAAGGCCGCUUUGAGAAAGGAGUUGUCUCAGUAUAUGAGUAUAGGGGACUCGAUGUACCACAGUCCUUUGAGUAUCUCCCUCGAUGGACUAAAGUUCAGCGACGACACAUCAGUCGAGCCCAACAAUGACGAACCCAUCCACGGCUACGAGAACACUUUUAACAAGAUCACCAAUGGCGAUGACAACCGCAUUUCCAUGCCCAAAAAAGGAGAGCUGUUCCACCCCUCCUCCAGCCUUGUGGACAAUCUAUUGAGUGAACUCAACAUCUCUGAGAUACAGAAACUAAAACAACAACUGCUGCAGGUUGAGCGAGAGAAGGUGAAUCUACUGUCUACACUGCAGGAUUCUCAGAAGCAGCUCGAGCAGGCUCAUGGAGCGCUAUCUGAGGAACACGAGAAGGUCAGCCGUCUCACUGAGAACCUCAAUGCCAUUCGCAAGCUCCAGGCCAGCAAAGAGCGCCAGUCUGCUCUGGACAACGAGAAAGAGCGUGACAGCCACGAGGACAGUGACUACUAUGAGGUGGACAUCAAUGGCCCUGAGAUCCUGGAGUGCAAGUACAAGGUUGCUGUGUCCGAGGCAAGUCAACUUAAGGAGGAGCUCAAAACAAUAAAGGCGGAGCAUUCAGCCUGUCAAUCACAGUAUAAAGAAGAGCGGGUGCAGCUGGUGAGCCAGGUUGCAUCUCUGAACGCUCAGGUCACUUCUCUGGAGCACAGUAGCCGAGCGGACCACGAGCAACUGGCUCGACUCGAGAAAGAGCUUCGUCAAGCCAGUGAAGUGGCAGGCGAAUCCCAGGGCAACCUUAAUGUAGCGCAAGAUGAGCUGGCCACCUUUAGCGAAGAGCUCGCCAACCUGUAUCACCACGUCUGCAUGUGCAACAAUGAAACUCCCAACCGCAUCAUGCUCGACUUCUACCGUGAAGGUAAAGCCGGAGUUAAUGGCACCCAAACUACAGGUUGGGCCAGCCCUGAAGGUCGAGGUCGCCGCUCUCCUAUCCUGCUAACACGUGGUUUGUUUCCCGCUGCCGAUGCUAGUGAUGGAGCUUCUUCCCCGAUCUUCUCCAUUCCGUCCCCAGUGGCCGAUCCUCGCAAGGAGCCCAUGAACAUCUAUAACCUGGUGGCCAUCAUCCGGGACCAAAUCAGGCACUUGCAGUUGGCCGUGGACCGCACGACAGAGCUUUCUCGCCAACGCAUGGCUUCUCUGGAAUUGGGUCUUGGGUCAGAUCGAGAACAAGAGGCCAGCAUGGAGGAGAUUCUUAAGCUCAAAUCCCUCCUCAGCACCAAGAGGGAACAGAUAGCCACACUGAGAACCGUCCUGAAGGCAAACAAACAGACUGCUGAAGUGGCGCUGGCAAACCUGAAGAGCAAGUAUGAGAAUGAGAAGGCCAUGGUGACUGAAACCAUGAUGAAGCUUCGCAACGAACUCAAAGCUCUGAAAGAGGAUGCUGCCACCUUCUCCUCACUCAGAGCCAUGUUUGCCACUCGCUGUGACGAGUAUGUCACUCAGUUGGAUGAGAUGCAGCGUCAGCUGGCAGCUGCAGAGGACGAGAAGAAGACGCUGAACUCUCUCCUCCGUAUGGCCAUUCAGCAGAAGCUGGCACUCACGCAGCGCCUGGAAGACCUCGAGUUCGACCACGAAGAGACUCGCCGGAGCGGAGCCAAUGGCCGCGCCAAGAUCACCUCCUCACGUGGGAGAUCCGCCCACAACUCCACAUACUCCCGUGUAAGUCAUGCCCCCACCGCCAUCUGCGGGGGUCACGGUGAGCCCAAUGUCCACGCGGGAACACCGAUGGUCUUUUGCAGUGAAAAGUACAAGAUCUACUGCGACUAAAGCCAUUGCUUCAGUUGAUAGCUGACUGUACAAAGCUCCACUCAUGCUCUUUGCUUGCUGUGUGCUAACCCGUAUGAUGUGUCCAUGUGUUUAGGGCGGAAUACGGCCACGCCUGCCAGCGUUCUAGUAUCCAGCAGAAUGAAGUUGAUGUUGUAGAGCUCGCUAAGGGCAGUAUGAUAGCAUUUAGUCGUAUAGGUUCACGGGAAGGGCUGCUUGUCGUCUUCCGGUAUUAUGGUGCUUAAAGCAGCUUCGCACAUGGGUGUGUGUGUGUACGUGUUCUUAGAUUUGACCGAUAUAUGUGCUAGAUAGAGAGCGUGUUGAAUUGUGGUUGUCACAAUCUGGCUGAUAGCUUUGCACUCUUUCUUUAAAAAGUCCUUUUUCCUCUGACCUUCAUCCCAGUGGAGACAAACUGCUUAAGCCAGCCAAAGGUGGUCUUAGUAUAGUAGCUAAGACCAGCAAACCACCUUAGGCUAGUUUAAGCUGUUUUUUCAAGCGGGGAUCUCUCUCUUGCCUCUGAAACGGGCAGCCCGUCCAAUCAGGUAACAUGUGUUUACAUGGCAGAUGAAACUAAAUAUGCAAACUUUCUCCCUGCCUUGUUGACGUGCAGGAAAACCCAUUGAAUUGUGCCAUUUUAUUUAGCUAGAAUAAAAAAUAAAAAAACGAAUUUGACGGGUUUGGCUCACGAGUGAGCGUUUGGAGGGAUAUCACUCUUGAGGAGGCAGGCGGGAACGCACAGGGUCCGUCAUAAGCAUGCGCCGGAAAGAGCAUCGGUUUCUGGCCUGUUUUUUAGUUUGCAAUUGCUAGUAGAUGUGUGGCUGCAAAACUAUUUCUGAGAGCUUUAACAUGUUCUAGACUUGAUUUCAUGUACUUGAGCACACUUGACAUAGGGCUUAAUGUGGUGAAGUCAUGGUGAAGGGCUUUACAUGGUGAUAAUUCAAUGUUCUCUUCAAUUUAUGUGUAAAACAAACAGAGGAGGAGCCUUCUGUGUCGCAACACUCCUUUCAAAACAACACAAAUCAUAACUUGUCUUUUUUGGAUUUAGUAGAUAACAUACUGUAUGAUAAGAAAUCACCCUCAACUCCAUAUUGAAAACAUGUUGAGUCAUGUUCAAAAGACAGUAAGGUAUAUUCCCAUAUAGUCUAGUGGUUAGGAUUCCUGCUUUUUACUCUGGCGGCCCAGUUUGACUCCCGGUAUGGGACAUGAGUCUAGUGUCUUUCCUAAUACAUUAAUCACCAAUCAAAUUGAUCACCCAUUAAUACUUUUCAAUCACCAAUCAUAUUCAAUUACUGACAAUUUCAUGAAAUGGAAUGAGAUAAGUUACGUUUGUCAGGGAUUGGUGAGAAUAUUCCGGUUCAAUACAAGUCGAUCGACAGAAUUUGUGGCAUAAUGUUGAUGACCACAAAAAAUUAUUUCGACACGUCAAUCCUUUUCUUAAAAAAAACAAUGGAACAAUGUACAAUGGAAGUGAAUUGGGCCAAUUUUUGGAGGGUUUAAGGCAGAAAUAUUAAAGCUUAUUAGAGGUAGACCAAUAUAUCGAUAUUACCGAUAAAGUUGCUUUUUGGAUCUGAACUAUCGGUUAUCGACAAAAAUCUAUGCCGAUAGUUGCUGAUCACCAUUUUGUAUUUUCAAAAUAAGAGUCCCUGGUGUGUUUUGAGCUUGUUUAUACUUAAAAGUACCACGUUAUGCACCGUAUUGUGGAUUGUAUUCAUUUUGGAGUAUUUGUCUUUGCCUGCCAUAGUAAGAAAAGAAUGAGAUAAUUUUUGAAAACUAUUGGCCAAUGAAUCGGUUUUCGGCAAUUCCCACUACUGGCUGACCUCUACUUAUAAUUCUAUAAAAGGACUUGCAUUAAUUAUUCUGUUAUAACUUGUGUAUUAUUUGAGCUGUAAAGUUGCUUAAAACAUAGGUUUCACAAUUGUUUAAAGGUUUACAUGUCGUCAUAGUAACAAAGUUGUAAAAUUGGCUAUAACUUCAUUCAGAAAAGGCUAGUUAGGAUUUUAUCACACUAAGAUCAUGUUAUAAACGCAGUGACUUUACUUUUGAAACAGUUUACAGAUUGGCCGCAUUGACUUCCAUUGCAAGUGCCUCACUGUAACCUUGAUUUUUACUUCUUUUUUUUAAGGAAAGGAGGGAAGAGUUGAAAUACAUUUUUGAGAUAAUCAACAUUAUGCCACAAAUGCUGUUGAUUGAACUAAACUUGUAUUGAACCCGGAACAUUCCUUUAACUAGGUCUGGUGGUUUGGUAUCGAUAUUGGAUAUGGUGGUUUAAUUCAACAAUAAGCUUUGUAUAUUUGUAUUUUUGUUUUUUGUUUAUGCCCAGAAGAUAUUGAUUAGUUGUUUCUUGCCUUGUCAUUGAAUGUAGAAUUUUGCCGAUUUUGGUUUUAGAAAGUAUUACUAAUUAACAUCUGGUAAAUGUCUGUUGUCAGUACACCACCUUGGAGGAGUAGAUCAAUUCAUGUUUCACUGUUUACAACCUUUACUAUUUAACAAGCAUUUUAAAGUCCAACCAGGCAAACUGUUUAUUUGUUUUGUUUUUUUUGGGCUGAGGACAUUUAGUGCUUUUGAGAUCCUGGCUUCCUACAUUAACGUCAUCUACAUUAAUCUUCCACACUAACAAACAUUGGCUCUUUGGGUUUGGUGACUAACCCUGUUUUUUACUUUUAUUUGAUUUCUUCCUAAAUUAGUUGCAUUGAUCCCUGCUUCACUGCAGCUUUUGUUCAGAUGGAAGGCUUUCUGAAUUUAACAUUAAUGCUAACUGCUAUUAUUUCUGUGUUCUCCAAUUCAACCUUCCACCAGUGCCGACAAAUUCAGUGUUCACAAACGGUUAACGUUGAACUCCCCUGGACUAACAAAACACACUGGAUGACCAUUUACUUGGUUCUUUUUUCAUUCUUGAAAAUUAUAAACCUUUCUAGUCAUUAUACAAAUGAGCUCCAGCAGGGUAUUUUAAGUUCAUUUUGACUUUUAAGGAAAAGUUUUGAUUUAUUUUGUCGGAAGCCUGCGUUCACAAAGUCUUGAAAACGUCAACUCCAAAUUUGAUUAAAAUAUAUAAAUACUAUAUAUAUAGUUUUUUUUAAUCAAACGAAAAGUGUCUAGAUUUCCUCAACCUUCAUCGGUUUGUCUAGGAUUUUGUAACCAUUAAUAUAGGGUUAUAUUGCUUUUAUGUUAACUUUUAUUUUAUUACGUUUUACUAGUUUGGUGUUUUGGUUUACGAGUCGGUAUUUUACACAGUAUAUUUGAAGAGUAUUGGGUUUAUUCGUGUUAAUAUCACAUCACAAUCUGUGUUAUGUAUCCUAUUACUCCUCUGUGUUCUUCAUAAUUUGUUUUGUUUUUCACAUUUGCCAUAUUUUAAACAAAAUUCCAGGCGGUCAUAUGCUGGGAUUUUGUCGAUAUAUUUAUUCCUAGGAAUAGUUCAAAGUGAACAUUUUCAAACUUAAUGACAUUGUGGCUUAAUUUGAUAAAGGAGGCUUUGGAAAAACCAGCAAAACGAUUGAAUUUCAGUUAAAAUUGCAUGGAUUUUUCUUUCUUUUUCAUUUCAAGCAUUUUCACAUGAGCUUCACAGGGAUCACUGACCUUCAGCAUUUUGUACAAGAAUAAAUGAAUUAAUUCCAAAUUGGAAUGCUGUAAUUCUCUCUCUAUCUAUUGUGCCAAGUGUCGGCGCACCGUCUGGGUUUUUGAAAAGGAUCGGAAGCGAUAUACACAAGAAGAGGGUGUGGCCUGGGACCUCUACCUGUUGUUGAUGCUUUUCAUUCUGACCAUUAGUGCCUUUUAUUAUUUCAAGAGAGAAUACUAGACUAGCUUUUAGGUUUUUGUAGUUUUCUUUUCCCACUCCUUCCAAAAGAUCAACGGAUGAGUAUGUCUUGUUUCAGACUGAACAGCAGCAAUAAGUGCAGAAGACAUUCAUUCUGUUUCGCGAGAGUGUGAAGAUGAUAUUUACCGUUAGUGAAAUUAAACCGAGAUUGUACUGAAUUCUUCAGGUCAGUGAUCCUAAUAGCAAAUUCAGGGGUUUUAGCAAAAGUUAUUUUGUCAAAUGGUUUGAAGCCAGAUUUAUCCUUGUUUGCCUCAUUAUGAACUGAACUUCUGAGACACGAAACGCAUGUUGUGUUUUGCUGUUGGAGACUGGUGUUAUUUAGCUUUGUAUGGUGAGAUAGCUGAAGAUCAUGUGGUAUUGAUAGUAUUGGUGACAGUUGUGAGAAAGCGUGCGUCUUCUUUCUGUCCAAUAGUUUUUUUUUUUUAUAUAUAUAUAUAUAUAUA
Messenger RNA from Xyrauchen texanus (razorback sucker), 7029 nucleotides. RefSeq names its product protein bicaudal D homolog 2-like. Gene Ontology annotation, biological process: microtubule anchoring at microtubule organizing center; protein localization to organelle; regulation of microtubule cytoskeleton organization. The record is from RefSeq and is a predicted model, not a curated record. Lineage: Eukaryota; Metazoa; Chordata; Actinopteri; Cypriniformes; Catostomidae. Gene Ontology annotation, molecular function: cytoskeletal adaptor activity; dynactin binding; dynein complex binding. Gene Ontology annotation, cellular component: Golgi apparatus; cytosol. The transcript has 9 exons. The coding region runs from base 241 to 2778 and encodes 845 amino acids.